CGCCACAAAGCGUACGAAGGCUACGCCGAAAUCUAUCUCUUCAGCUCAUCUCGAUUCUUUCGAAUCAUCAAUCUAAACCAACAAAGAUGCCAUCAUAUGCUAUAACAGGUGCAGCCCGGGGGAUUGGCUUUGAAUUUGUCAAUCAACUCUCCGCUGAUUCUGGGAACAUCGUUUUCGCCCUUGUACGCAAUGAGGCCACUGCGAACAAGCUUAAGGAGCUGGGAAGGCAUAAUGUCCACAUUAUCGAGGCCGAUAUCACUAAUAACAAGGCUUUGAAGUACGCUGCUGCAGAGGUUUCUCGAUUGACAGGCAACUCGCUUGACUACUUGAUCAACAACGCUGGGUUCGUAGAGUCUGAGAGAGAUGGAUUGACUCUUGAUUCGUACUCCUCAGAAGAGUUGCUCACUAAGGAUCUCCUGGAUUCGUUCAAUGUCAACGUCGUCGGUAUCAUCCACACCAUCAACAUUUUCCUCCCGCUACUCAAGAACGGGAAAGCAAAGACGGUCGUCACUCUCACUAGUGGAUUAGGAGACCUUGAUGUGACGAUGGGCUCUGAAUUUACCACCUCUGGACCGUACUCCAUCUCGAAAGCCGCGGUGAAUAUGGUCAAUGUCAAGUAUGCUGCUCAAUACAAGUCAGAGGGCCUCGUUUUCUUGGCGAUUAGCCCGGGACUUGUGGACACUAGCACCAGGGCCCCUACUGACAAGGAACUGGAGCAGUUUAUGGCGAUGAUUGGGAAGUUCAGAAACAUCUAUCCCGAUUUCACGGGGCCAAUCACGCCAGAGACAUCUGUCCGAAUGCAACUCGAGGUCAUCAAUCGGAUCACCGUCAAUGACACUGGAGCGUUCAUCUCACAUAAAGGGAAUAAGGAAUGGUUGUAGGUUUCAUAAAUACUCUGAUAAGCUCCAGCUUUGUACUAUAAACAAGUUACUUGAUGUCUUGCUAAUCACUCGCCUUCCACCCUCGGCUUACAACUAAUGUCAGCAAUAACCUUCACGACAGCAUUAACAGCGUGCACAAUGUCAAGAGUGAGAUAUAAUAAUGAGAACAUAUACAUAUGUGCGCAUC
This is a messenger RNA of Suillus subalutaceus, 1068 nucleotides long. RefSeq lists its product as uncharacterized. Lineage: Eukaryota; Fungi; Basidiomycota; Agaricomycetes; Boletales; Suillaceae. The coding region runs from base 87 to 881 and encodes 264 amino acids. Gene Ontology annotation, molecular function: oxidoreductase activity, acting on the CH-OH group of donors, NAD or NADP as acceptor. The record is from RefSeq and is a predicted model, not a curated record. The transcript is spliced from 6 exons.